Rotaria sp. Silwood1 is the source of this 294-nucleotide messenger RNA. Lineage: Eukaryota; Metazoa; Rotifera; Eurotatoria; Philodinida; Philodinidae. The record is from the annotation of a GenBank genome assembly.
AUGUUCAUCUAUACAAGAUUGUUUGAUAGAGGAGAUUCAACAAUAAAUGAUAUUGAAAAUAUUCAAUUAAAUACUCAAUUCAUUUAUGAUAAUCAAACUAAACAAGAAUAUGAAUUGAAAAUUCUUUCAUUAAUACAAUCAUCUUCUUCAUCAACAUUAGCAUCACUUAAUAAUAAAAAUAGUUUUACAAAUUCAAGUGAAUAUGAUAAUUUAAUGAUAAAAGACACAUAUCAAUCAUUAGAAACACAAUCCCCAUUAAAAGUUACAUUUAAUCAAAACUAUCAAUUAAAAUAA